This is a messenger RNA of Ilyonectria robusta, 1260 nucleotides long. RefSeq lists its product as uncharacterized. Gene Ontology annotation, cellular component: mitochondrion. The transcript is spliced from 2 exons. Gene Ontology annotation, molecular function: trans-2-enoyl-CoA reductase (NADPH) activity. NCBI's taxonomy places the organism in Eukaryota, Fungi, Ascomycota, Sordariomycetes, Hypocreales, Nectriaceae. The coding region runs from base 1 to 1260 and encodes 419 amino acids. The record is from RefSeq and is a predicted model, not a curated record. Gene Ontology annotation, biological process: fatty acid metabolic process.
AUGGCGAGUGCGCAGCGUCUGAACCUCCGCCCGCUGGCCUCGGGACUUGCUCGGCCCUCCGCCAAGCUCCACGCCCAUUGCCUGAGUCGGCUACCUGUGACGGCUGUGCGACGUAAGUCUGGGCCAUACGGCUACACCCAGGCCAAGGCGCUCGUCUUCUCCAAGUACGGAGAGCCCGAAGAUGUGCUCAAAGUCCAUACCCAUUCCAUCUCGCCAUCUAUCCCCUCGUCGUCCGUCCUCGUCCGAUCCCUCGCUGCGCCUAUCAACCCCGCCGAUAUCAACACCAUCCAGGGAACCUAUGGCUCUAAACCACCCUUCACCUCCCUCAUUGGCACCGCUGAGCCCUCGGUCGUCCCCGGUAAUGAGGGCGUCUUCGAGGUCCUGUCCUCGGGCGACCCGUCCUCGUCCCUGAAGAAAGGCGACUGGGUCCUCCCCGCUGUCGGUCAGUUCGGCACCUGGAGGACGCACGCUAUCGAUGAAGCCUCCAAGUUCAUCAAAGUUAACAAGGAGGGCCUGACACCUACGCAGGUUGCGACUGUCAGCGUCAACCCUUGCACGGCCUAUAAGAUCCUGCGAUCAUAUGGCCCCAGUGCCGGCCCUAAGGCUGGGAUGGGCAUGAAGCCCCUCGAGGUCGGUAGCGGCCAGUGGUUCAUCCAGAAUGGUGCCAACUCCGGUGUUGGUCGGUCCGCCAUCCAGUUCGGUAAGCUGUGGGGACUGAGGAGCAUCAACGUCGUUCGUGACCGUGAGACCCCCGAGGCGACUGAGGCGCUCAAGAAGGAGCUUCACGACCUUGGUGCCGACGUCGUCGUGACGGACUCACAGUUCCUGUCGCGCGAAUGGCGGGACCAGCUCGCGGAAAUCACCCGCCAGGGCCGUGAGGAGAUCGGUCUCGGCCUCAACUGCGUCGGCGGCAAAUCGGCCACCGCCAUUGCCCGUUCUCUUGGCGAGGACGCUACUCUGGUUUCCUAUGGCGGCAUGGCCCGUCAGCCUGUGGCGCUUCCCGUCGGUCUGCUCAUCUUCAAGGACAUCCGGUUCGUUGGCUUCUGGUUGAGCCGAUGGAACGAGCGUGAUCCUGAAGGCCGCAAACACAUGAUCGACGAUAUCCUCAACGUCAUCCGCGAGGGCAAGUUCCGUGACGUGCCCAUCGAGGAGGUCAAGUGGGACUGGGAGACGGAGGAGGAGACGCUGCGGAAUGCAGUACAGCAAGGACUCCAAGGUUUCCGUAAAGGCAAGGGCGUGCUUGUCUUUGGCGAUACCUAG